AUGGGUGAGGACUGUCUAGAUAGUCAGUGUAUCAUAGUGUGAACAUCAAAAUGGAGGAAGCAAAGAAUGAAGAGGGAAUAAUCACUAUUGAUGAACAGAAGUUUGACAUGGAUUUCAGUGGACAACAUACCGUUACAGUAACAGAUCGAAGUGGCCACAGUAUGAAAUAUCAACUUUUCCGUGGAGUACAUCUUACACCUAUGUAUAAAAUUGAAAUACUUCAACAAAUCCAAGGUUUCCGCAUGAGGCCAGAUGACAUAUACUUCACCGGAUUUCCCCGUACAGGAACAAACUGGACGUUCGAAAUGACAAGUAUGCUUCUUAAUGGUAAAGCUGAAACCAUCCAAAGAGCCAAAGAUCUCAUUGAGCUAACUCCUCCUGAAGAACUGGUCCAACGACCAUCACCACGUGUCAUCAACGCACACAUGAAAAUGUCCCACUCUCCAGAUGAUGUAGCAGCCCUCAAGUGCAAAGUCAUCUUUACCCUGAGAGACCCAAAGGAUGCUGCCCUAUCUUUGUACAAACUCAUUCACGACAGACCCUCGCCCUAUGGUAGAUAUCAGGGAUCCUUUGAGGAUUAUCUUCACCUCUACUUGGAUGAAAAAGUGGAAAAUAAUGGCAUAUUUGAACACUGGAGAGACGCCGAGGAAUAUUUCAGUCACCAUCCCGAUAUUCCAGUUCACUUCCAAUGUUAUGAAGAUGCCAUGAAGGAUCCUGUACGUGCUGUACAAGCUCUGUCCGAUUUCCUCGGGCUUCAAAGAGAUGACAACCUUUGCCGAGCCAUUGCAGAAAAAUGCACCUUUACAAGAAUGAAAAUCGACAAGGAGCCCUUUGCAAUAAAACUGGAUGGUGAAAAUUUUCUUUACAGAAAAGGAAUCGUUGGCGACUGGAAGAACUAUUACAACGAGCAGAUGUUGGACGAUUACUACAGAGUGUACGAAGAAAAGCUGGUGGGGACCAGAUUCUAUGAUUUGUAUGCCAGGAGUAAAUACUAACACUUUGGGAGUGACCAUUACCAUGUGACCAUGGCUGACCAUUACCAUCAUACUGUAAUAUUGGGAUUCCACGGAAAAAAUGGUUCUGUUGGAAUGGUCAAGUUACUUACUAAUCGAAGGCACAUUGGCUAACAUGAUCACACUAAUCAGAAUUGCUACUGUCAAAGGACACAUAUUAUAUAACGAUUCCAAUGUAUGUCCUAAUCUUGAAAUAUGUCUGGUAUAACUGUCGGAAUCUUCAGUAGUGUUGUUGUAUACAACUGACGGUAUGGCAUCGUGGUAGUGUUAAUACCUGUUUUAACGAAGGUCAACGUUGCCGAAUCUAGAUGACCGGCGUCAUCGAUGACGUUAAAAGUCCGCUGGACACUGCUACUGGCCAUGUUCUCGUAAUCAGGGCUGUUGUGUUUGUAGCAAGCCAAAGAAGGUGUUAAUAACUAAAAACCUGAACAGAAACACAUUAAACAUAUACAACACAACCGUGUAAUGCAGUACAAAAGUGACAGACGAAGAACGAACUGCCAAAUAAACUGAAGUGUCAGGAUGGGGUGAUGUGGUCAUUUCGCUCCUCUUGGUUCAUUGUAGACAUUACAAUUAAUUGUUAAAUUAAUACCAUUUGUGAAACUUAGACAACCAUUUAUUUGUGUCAUUAAUGAUUUUCAUUAUCAGCUAAACUGAUAAAUAAUAAUGUUUGAACUAUGAGACGAAUUACUAGCGAUUUUCGUAGAAAUUUCAGUGUUACUUGAGACACCUCAAAAUGAUUAUUGGAAAGAAAUAUAUGUUUGUCAAAUGUCCAUCGAAUAACUACAAAUGGCUAUGUUAUUAAGAAUCUACGUUAUAUGCGUUUAAUGCGGUUGUGUAGUGUUCUCUGUGAAUAGUUAGGUUUGUUGUUGUGGUUACUUCUGCUUUAUAUUCAUGUUCAGAAGAACGAUACUGUGGUCAAUACAUAAUUAUUUAUUUA
Haliotis rubra (blacklip abalone) is the source of this 1953-nucleotide messenger RNA. RefSeq names its product sulfotransferase 1B1-like. The record is from RefSeq and is a predicted model, not a curated record. NCBI's taxonomy places the organism in Eukaryota, Metazoa, Mollusca, Gastropoda, Lepetellida, Haliotidae. The transcript has 6 exons. Gene Ontology annotation, biological process: sulfation. Gene Ontology annotation, cellular component: cytoplasm. Gene Ontology annotation, molecular function: sulfotransferase activity. Bases 51 to 995 code for a protein of 314 amino acids.